Messenger RNA from Delphinapterus leucas (beluga whale), 3394 nucleotides. It is a transcript of the gene TIMM17A, whose product is annotated as translocase of inner mitochondrial membrane 17A. Lineage: Eukaryota; Metazoa; Chordata; Mammalia; Artiodactyla; Monodontidae. Gene Ontology annotation, cellular component: TIM23 mitochondrial import inner membrane translocase complex. Gene Ontology annotation, biological process: protein import into mitochondrial matrix. The record is from RefSeq and is a predicted model, not a curated record. Gene Ontology annotation, molecular function: transmembrane protein transporter activity.
GCCCCGCUCGCCCGGCAUCGCGGAGCGGCGGAAUCAAGAUGGAGGAGUAUGCGCGCGAGCCUUGCCCCUGGCGCAUUGUGGACGACUGUGGUGGGGCCUUUACGAUGGGAACCAUAGGUGGUGGGAUCUUUCAGGCAAUCAAAGGUUUUCGCAAUUCUCCGGUGGGAGUAAACCACAGACUACGAGGGAGUCUGACAGCUGUUAGAACCAGGGCUCCACAGUUGGGAGGCAGCUUUGCCGUUUGGGGAGGCCUGUUUUCCAUGAUUGACUGCAGUAUGGUUCAAGUCAGAGGGAAAGAAGAUCCCUGGAACUCCAUCACGAGUGGUGCCUUAACAGGAGCCAUCCUGGCAGCAAGAAACGGACCAGUGGCCAUGGUUGGGUCAGCCGCGAUGGGUGGCAUUCUGCUAGCUCUCAUCGAAGGAGCUGGUAUCUUGUUGACAAGAUUUGCCUCUGCCCAGUUUCCCAACGGUCCUCCGCUUGCUGAAGACCCCUCCCAGUUGCCUUCAGCCCAGCUACCAUCCUCACCUUUCGGGGACUACCAGCAAUACCAGUAGGGCCUCUCUCCCAGGACUUCUGUAACAGAGUGAGCUGCGGUUCAAGGAAGGAUUUCAGAAGAUCAAAUUCAGUCUGUUUUUAAAACUGUAGGUGGGACAACUAUGGCCAAAUAGGCUGUGAAGAGACAUUUAGCACAUUUUUCUAUUUAAAGGAACAUGGGGGGGGCGGGGGAGGGUCUUAAAAGAUAAUACAUUUAUUUAUUCACACUUGGAUUGCGUUUGUGAUCAAAAUAAAUGUCUGAAAUCUUUAGAAGGAAAAGCAGCAAGUGCUUGGAAGAUGAAGGACCAGCGGCAAACGGCAAUGAAGCAUGACCAUCAUUUCCUCGGGGACCUCUCUGCCUGGUUUUGUUCUGUUAGUCAAACAAUAAAAAACGCCAGGAGAUUGCUCUUUCUAUUAAGAUAAGUUGCAGAGUUCUACUUUUCAUACUUGAAUUCAAAUAACGCAGAGUCCGUUGAAAGUUGCACGUGGUACAGUCUCCAGGGAUUGGUCCACAGCAAACACUUCCGGGCUGGAGGGCUGCGGGAAAGUGCUUAGCCUUCUCCUUGCGAGUAAAAAACACGCCACGUCUUGGUUUCGAGGGUGUCAGAUACAAAACUCUCUUCACCUCUGAGGCUCCUGUGUCUUGAUUCUUCAUCAUCAGAAAAGCUUCCUUCCGGUAUACCCAGUUCCGUAUGAGAAGGUUCCUGGAGGGCGUAAUAGCCCUGGAAAAGUUUGGCGGUUAUGGUGUGCUGGCAAGUACAAUACAUGCUGUUUUUCAUGUGUUGCAAGUCCCCUGAAGCUGAUCUUCGUCGAGGGUGUGUUUUGGGGUCUGGCCGGGCCUGGAAAAUGGAUUAGCAUUUCGGAAUAGGCCAUUUUACUGGCUGUGCUGGAAAUGCCAUGCGGCCUUACGGGAGGCAGGCUGUUACUCCCCGUUUACCUGCCUCUUUGUGAAACGGAGAGCAAAUCCGUGUGGGUGUGGUGAGCACAUGCAUGUUCUGGCCCAAUGCCACGUACAUAGUAAGCAUUUAAUUUACUAAUGCUGGUUUGAUCUUUCUUUGUGUGGUAAAAUAUACAGGAAAUCAUAUUUAUCGUUUUAACCAUCUGUAAGUGUACAGUUAGUGGAAUUUACAUACAGUGUAACAGUCACCAUCGUGUAUCCCAAAACUUCCUCAUCGUCACCAACAGAAACUCCCCAUCCCACCUUCCCCCAGCUCCUGGUAACCACAGGUCUGCUUGCUGCGUCUGAGUUUGCCUAUUCUGGGUACCUCGUGUAAGUGGAACCGUACGAUACUCGCCUUCUGCGUCGCUCUUGUUUCGUGGAGCGUCGUGUUUCAAGGUCCAUCCGUGGUGCAGCAUAAGCCAACACUUCGUGCGACGGCUGAGUAAUACUGCAUGGUGUGCAGAGGUCGCAUUCUAUUUGUCCAUUCCUCCACUGGUGGACACUUGGGCUGUUUACACCGCGUGACUCUUGUGAAUAACAUGGGCAUACAAAUACCUGUUUGAGUCGCUGCUUUCAGUUCCUUUGGGUGUAGACCUAGGAGUGGCGUUGCUGGGGCAUGUGGUAGUUCUAUGUUUAACUUUUGGAAGAAGCACCAAACUUUUCCACAGCGCUGCACCGUUUGACAUUUCCACCAGCAGUGCACGAAGGUUCCCGUUUUUCCACAUCCUUGCCGACACUUUUAUUUUCCUUUAAAUAAAAAGAUUAUAGCCAGUCUAGCAUGUGUGACUAUCUCACUGUGGUUCUGAUUUGCGUUCUCCUGGUGACGACGUACUGCGCUUAUUGGCCAUUUGUGAGUAUUUGGGAUUUGUCUUUCAGUCUGUAGCUCUUUUGACUUCCAGGAGUAAAUGUAAGGAGAUGUUAUAAGAACAGUUCAAAGCUGAGGGCAUGUUGAAUCGCAGAUAAAAUGCUUUACAUUUCUUAAGUUCUCCUAAACGUCCUCUUAAAUGGCUUAUUGGUUUGGAAAGUAAGUUCCUUUCUUGGGAAUUCGGAGUCUGUGGCGGGUGUGUGUAUGUGAUGCUGGCGUGUUUUUGCCAUUUUAUUGGUUAACUCAGCAUAUCUGAAGCAAUCCUUGGUUACAGAUGAAUUUUCUGGAAUUUUCUGGAGGGGUGGGGGGGGAGAGAAGAAGCUUGAAAAAGAUGGAAAGCCAUUUCUUUUUGAAGAACUUGACAUUUAAUUCCACAAUAUGUGGGACGGCAGGUAGAAACCCCGAAAACCUUUCCAGUUGUUUCCCUGCUUCUUGGCCCUCUCCUCCUUGGUGGAUGCCCCCUUCCUCCGUCCCGCACUUAGGAGAGCUGCUGCUCCCGCGGAAAGCCUGGCUGCCCACCUACCUGCUGGGGCUUGGCCUGAGCGGAGUGGCUCCGUCUCCGUGAUGUGUCUAGCGUGGAGAUGGGGGGGCCGGUGAGGAGAGGGAAAGGGGAAAGCAAACUUCACGCCUCUGAUUUUCUACUGGAAGCCUCGUGCCAUCUGCGUUUCCGGUCACAGGUGUUUCAUAACCGCCCAAGAACGUCCUCGUGUGCUGUGUCCUCUGCCUGCCCCCGUUUGUCCAGCGGGCUGGUUCCUGGUGGUCUGGGGACCAGCUCGAGCGCCCCUGCAGCCUCCCGUCCCCUCUCCGUGUUCUGUUGUCACUGCACAGCGGGAGGAGGUGCUGAGCGGUUUGUUUUGUUUUGUUUUGUUUUCUCUCCCCCACCUUUUCCCCCAACAUUUUUUCAAUGAAAAUAUCAAAACUGUAAAGUUGAGGUUCACAGUGAACAUACAUAUACCCAUCACCUAGAUUCUAUGAUUAACUUUACAAUACUUUACCAUUGUGUACCUGUUCACCUAUCACCCGUUUCCUAAUAAAAUUGAAAUUUAUGAAAUCCA